Molecule: messenger RNA, 2530 nt
Organism: Ectocarpus sp. CCAP 1310/34
Lineage: Eukaryota; Phaeophyceae; Ectocarpales; Ectocarpaceae
Source: the annotation of a GenBank genome assembly
UCCCGCCCGCCAUUCCCUCGCCCACUUUUUUGUGCUGCCGCCUUGACAGGAACGCAUGGCAGAGGUCGGGGUGAACGCAAUAACCGUUCUUCAGGUUGUAGCCGAGAUCCGUGGUGUAGCUGAGGGUAUCCAGGAAAAUGAUGAGCAAGCGCAUCGACUCUCCGAGAGAGUGAAAGCUAUCCAGCCUGGCGUGCUUGCCGUCAAAAACGGCAAAAGAGGCGUUUCUCCCGAGUCGCUACGUCAGCUCUUCGAAGCUUUGGAGGCAAUCCGGAACUUCCUGCACGGAUAUGCACGAUCGAACUUCCUCAACCGCGUUUGGAGGCGGAGAUCGAACGCUUCUAGAUUCAGGGCUUUCAGCCACGACCUUACGGAGGGAAUGCAGGCACUUCAGAUGGACGUCCUCGUGGACGUAUGGGCAAAACAAGAUGUAUCAGACCGCCUGGAAGACAUCGCAAACUUGAAGCAUGCGAUGAGAAUAGGGGAACGCAACAGCAAUAACCGCGCAGAGUUUUCAAGAGCCCUGACGGAACUCGAAAAAGAUGAGCGAUCAGAGCUAAAGGAGCUGUCAGCGUGGGAGGAAAUCGACUAUGACAAUGACCUUGACUUCGAGGGUAGCAUCCGACUUGGGUCGGGGAGUUUUGGAGUAGUAACCACGGCAAAGUGGAACGGAUCGGAUGUGGCGGUGAAGUACCUCCGGGAAGAUGAUAAUCGCGACCUAAUUCGCGCCAUCAGGAAAGAAAUUCGCACUCACGCCAGUCUUCGCUUCGACCAUGUGGUCCAGCUCUACGCGGCUUCUACCAUCGCUCCCAACCUUUGCAUGGUUAUGGAGUACGCCAGCGAGGGCUCGCUGUGGCAGUACUUGCACUCAACCAGGAAGCCGCUCGCACACCCGCUGCAGACGGCAUUUCUGUUUGAUAUUGCCAGGGGUUUGAUGUUCUUGCACAACAAGGGCAUUCUGCAUCGUGACCUAAAAUCGGCGAAUGUGCUGGUGUUCGCCAACCGCCGCUUGAAGCUUUGUGACUUUGGAUUGUCCAAAGUCAUAGAAGAAUCCUCAAGUAGGUCAAAGAGGGGGCCUGUAGGGACCACAGCAUGGAUGUCUCCAGAAGCGAUCAACGGCAGCGCGGCAACUCAACUGACGGAUGUGUACAGUUUUGGUGUCGUUUGCUAUGAAGUGGCCACCCGAAUGGAACCGUUCAAAGGAAUGAUGCCUGUGCAAGUGAUGAGGGCGGUUGCAGAUAUGGGAAGUCGACCAGAAAUCCCGGCAGGGCCGUCUGCCUCACCCGAUGUUGUGCGUCUGAUGGAGCAAUGCUGGAAGCAAGACCCUGCGCAGCGCCCCGAGGGAUUCAUGCCGGUGGUUGAGGAGCUAGGUAGAGUUGUGGGGCGUGUGGGAGACCCUAGACAUCACAGCUCGGCUGCGAACGAUGUUUUCUCGUCUACAUGUGUGAAGCACAGUGGUGGUGGUGCGCUGAGUGCUGCCUCAGGCACAGAACCGCUUACGGCCGGGGGCGACCUUGCGGUAUCUCCUCUCCGCACGACGACCGAGCAGAAGCCAAUGGCUGCAACUGCACCAGCGCCGGAACGAUCCGUACAAGACGCUGGCACGGACCGCGCAGUCCUCAUGGCGCUGUAUGGUUUUACGAAUGGGCUGCCGAGGAAAACGUCCUUUGGAACGACGGUUGAAGGAUGGAAUAGAUCGAAGGGUUGGGGGACAUCUCGCCCAAAUGGAACAUGGCACGGCAUUGCGGUCGACAACAACGGCCGGGUCAUCAAGCUGGAACUGGCAGGAAACAACCUUAGAGGAUUGAUUCCGGCGGAGCUGGUUGGGCUGACGGCCUUGGAGGAGCUCGUCCUCAAACAGAACCAGCUGAGCGGAUCGAUUCCGGCGGAGCUGGGUGAGCUGGCGGCGCUGACAGUUCUGCAUCUCCAUCAAAAUCAACUCAGCGGCUGACGAGGUUCGCUGACGGGCUUGUCUGUGUCGUUGACGUCCGGUCUCUUUGGGCUUCCCGCCGUGGACGUCCUCCCUCCCUCAGGUGCCAUCCCGCCGUCCCUGGGUGGAUUGAAGUUGCUGACCUAUCUGGGUCUCUACAACAACAAACUCACCGGUAUGUAUGGCCGAGCGGCGUCGCCCUGUUAUUCAUUGCUUUCCUUCGCCCAGCGAAGCCCUGCAGUUGCUGGGUUCUCUCUCGAUCUCACAUCCCAGUCCCCACACCUGAAGUCUUGUCUGAUGUCUUCUUCGCUGUUAGCGUGUGGCUAUCCAACGAUGUUUCGUCGAAAAUGAUCUCGACAACUGGAAAAACCUCUGGGGCUCAAGGCAACACUUGGAGAGGGUCAUGUACGGGCUAGUGUAGAUCUUUGUCGCUUCCAAAUGCUGGCGAGCAAGAUGAAGGCUGUAUUUCUGCGGCCGCCGCACCGCAGCCUUGGGUCGAGUGAUCUAACCCUUCUGUUUCGUGGAAGCAUGGCAGCGAUCGUGCAGUGAAAGAAUUGUCUUUUCAGGAGACACUUACACGUCCACGUGUGGCACCAGAUCGCU